Messenger RNA from Ceratina calcarata, 1683 nucleotides. RefSeq lists its product as uncharacterized. NCBI's taxonomy places the organism in Eukaryota, Metazoa, Arthropoda, Insecta, Hymenoptera, Apidae. The transcript has 3 exons. The record is from RefSeq and is a predicted model, not a curated record. Bases 559 to 1116 code for a protein of 185 amino acids.
GGUUUCACUUGGUUCACGUGUUUCCAAGGCGUCGAAGAUGACAGUAGCAAUUCUGCGAGCUGGCAGUCUUAUUAGACAACGGAUAAUUGAUGUUACGUAGGAGAAAAUGCAAUUCCACCAGAUCAUCGGUUUCGAAGACUGAAUAUAAAUUCAAUGUGUAACCUUGUCCUUUGACAUUGUCCGCCACUUGUUCGUGUAAAAUGGUCUGAUUGUGAGUCGAUUGAGCGAAACGAAAAAUCGUAACUUCAAUUUUUCAAGAACUAACAGUUUUUUUAUCGUGCGAAUUGAAAAAAUACGUGCCUCUUACGAGUGGUAGUGUUACAUCAUCGUUUUAAGAAUCGAUGCAAAUCGAUGUGCGAGCAUGAUUUCUUAAUGCGAAAAAUCGUUUCCACUGAGGUAUCUAAUCAUUAGAAUAAAGAAUUGUGCAGUGGCCUGUAUCCGGGAAGUGACCCCGAAGACCCGGCCUUACGUGUCUGUCGAAUAUAUUAAACUGUUUUCCUCGCGCCACGCUGAAUACGCUUCUACGUGAAUUUUUUGUAUUCAAAUAUUGUCCAAGAAAUGGACCGAACGUUCGUCGACGAGGAAACCGGCGAGAGUAUCAGUCUCCCAGCGUCUGACUGUAGUAUCCGACCGGUCAUCUCGUCGAUAAACAAUGCCGAGACCGGGGAGCCCGAGAUCAACGUGGUCGGGAUCGAAAAGACAAAAAAUCGGAGAAUACGAUUCCAGAUUCCGAAGGAAGUGAAAGAGACGUUGUCCAUAAAAGACGGUUCCUUAAAGAAAAGCGAAAAUCUGAUGGAUUUGGAACCGGUCCCCGUCGGAUCAUCGUUCGGCCAACUAAACCCAGUUUGUAUAUGCUUUCUCGCCGUCCUGUGCUUCCGCUGGCUCUUACCGGUGUUGAUGUUCCUCGAGACGUCGCUGCACAUCUGGUCCCACCACAAGAACAAAUCGUUGAAGAACGCCAAUGUCUACUUUCGCUCACCUUUCCACGCGAUAUCUGCCGAAUUUUGCGCAAUCUGCCAAAAUGAAACGUGCAUGAAUCGUAUCGGUAAGAUGCAGCAAAUACGUAUGCACAAGUUUUUGCAACAGUGCCAUUACAUGAAGAGAGUGGUAACGUGAGCGGAUCGCUGGAACUCGAAGGGCUAUUGUUUUUUUUUGCAUGAGACACCGAAGAAAAACAUCGCGCGGAAUGAGCAGUGUCCGGUAUUAGCUUGUUUAAAAAACAAAUAAUAAAAAAUGUAUUAAACGUAUUUUAGUAUUAAGGAACUACUAAACCUACAUGUGACUUUUGUUCGUUUAGAUUUCACCGCUCUAAAUUAAUCGAACUUGUUAAUAAUGUAGAAGAGAGGAUUAAGGAUAGAGCAAUGGUGCAGGAAGAAAUUUUUAUAUCAGGGUUAUUGGUACCACUAAUAAUAAUAAUGUAGGUAUAAAAAUAUAUUAUUGUUUUUAUUAUUUCAUGUUCAAGUUACAAAGAUGUGCGUAUUGCUAUUUUUCUAGAGGAAAAUAUUUAUACUAAAAUUUUUACUUUAUAAAUGUAAAAAUAUAUCAAUUUUUCUAAGACACUUUUCACAUUUCCCAUACCGACGUAUGGUUUACACGAAUUUUGUCGCUUGUUAUCGAUAUAAUAAACUGUUUAUAUAAUCACUCGAGUUGUACGUUGAAAAAAAUAAAAUUCAUCGAUCGUUA